GCUGCGGUCGUUAUGUUACUACUUUAAUCCGCAUAUUAUUUUUUAGUACUCCACAGGUACGCCAUUGUCAAUUAUUACACUGUUUAGUGCUUGGUUUUGUGAAUAAAAUUGUGAACCUCAACGACUAUCUGGCAAGUUUGUAAAGAAAUUCGCGAUUUUCGUUGUCAUGCCGUCUCCGCGUUCGUUCUCCGCAUCCAGCCUCGACGACGUACACGACUAUGAUUUGGACGGACUAGGCGGCUGUAGUUUCGAUAUAAUAAACGAAAUCGACAAAUUCCUUGAAGGUUUAAAUGGUGCCGAACCAGUUAAAACAGCCGAUUUGGAGGUAGUUAACAACAAUACUCCGACCAAGCAGAUUGAUGUGGAAUUUGUUGGUAAAGAUUCAGCCGUGUUUCAACUUCUAGAAGACCAUGAAAACUAUGGUGUGUAUGAGCACAAUCCAAAUGAAUGUAACUGGAAUGUUUUUUAUAAAACACUACCCCCUGAUGAACAAAAAUUUAUCAAAGUAGAGCCAAAGACUGAAAUUGUUAAUGAUUACUUCAACACAGACUCUGAAAACAUAUUGGAAACCUUCUCUUUUAACCUUGAUAAUACUCAGGAAAAACAAAUUAUCGGAGAAUAUUCUUCUAAUGUUAUUUCAACUGCUGCUGAUAUUAGUGAAACUUCAUUUUAUGAUGAUGUAUUGGAAAAUUUCUCCUUCAAGAUUUCUCCAUCAAAAGUUGACAAUAUUAAAGAAAAACCAAUUAUCGGAGAACAUUCUUCUAAUGUUAUUUCAACUGCUGCUGAUACUAGUGAAACUUCAUGUUAUGAUGAUGUAUUGGAAAAUUUCUCCUUCAAAAUUCCUCCAUCAAAGGAUGACAAUAUUAAAGUAAAACCAUUUAUCGGAGAACAUUUUUCUACUCAAUCACAUCUCCCACCUGUGCGAUUUAGACCUCAUGGUGUAGUUAGAGAAUAUUUGUGUCCUGUAUCUUUGGCUGGAACUACAAUAAAAUUUGUAUCAAGGAAACUGGCAAAUACAAGCAUGCGAGAACAAAUUCUCAUAGAAUUAGCUACACAUGGUGUCAUAGAGAAUAAUUGGUGGACACCUGACGACAACUUUUAUACGACGUAUACAGAAAGAACUUGUGCUCAAAAUGUAUUUAAAAUAUAUCCACAUUCUAAUAAAAAUUCAUAUUAAAAAAAAAAAAAAUGAUGUAAC
This is a messenger RNA of Acyrthosiphon pisum (pea aphid), 1198 nucleotides long. RefSeq lists its product as uncharacterized. The transcript has 13 exons. NCBI's taxonomy places the organism in Eukaryota, Metazoa, Arthropoda, Insecta, Hemiptera, Aphididae. The coding region runs from base 167 to 1177 and encodes 336 amino acids. The record is from RefSeq and is a predicted model, not a curated record.